AUGCCCACCAUUUAUCCUGCUAAAGGGACCGUCCCUCCUGGAGCAGCAGCCUCUACCACCGGUACCGUUGCUGUGCCGGAUGCUUGCUCCUGUGACACCUGCUCCUGUGGCAACAAGGCGUCCGCGACCUCGACAGCCUCAGCCGGAUUGGUCACUUCAGGAUCAACACCAGCACCACCGGCUGUAGUCACUACGACUUCUACUCUCACCACUUCUGCUACACCCUCUUCUGGUGAAGUCGAGAGUGGCAGCACCUCUGUCUCAGCGGCUACUUCGACUGUCAACCUACGCGCAACGACAACAACCACAACCGUUACGAUGACCAGGCCAGCUUCAACCGCUGCAGCCAACCCUGCCUUCACCACUAAAGGCCCUCAUCACCACCAGGCCCAUACUUCUGAUGGUGAAGCACACAGGUCCGAACAUGGUUGGGACUCUCUCGAUCGUGAAGUUAGCUCCACUAAAAAGUCCAGGCUGCUCCGUCGCCACAAAGACGAGAAGGAUAAAGACUUGCUUCUGAAGGACAAAGAAAUGGAAGUGCGGUACCUCGAGAAACAAAGUAAGAGGUUGUGGAAAGCGGCACAUGACUGGGGAAAAGUUCUUGAGCAGUACGCCGCAGAUUUCCAAAAGACAAACGACCUGGCGAACUGCCACAUGGUAACGGAAGAGGGCGCAAAGGCAGGGGAGGUCAUUGGCGAGAAGCGGAUUGUUCUAAAGCGUAUCAAGUCGGUGAGCGAUCGAGCUCAUCGUUAUGCACGCAUACAAGAAGAAUGGUUGCUUGACGCCAAGAAGGAGCUUUCCCAGUGGAAAAAGGCGGCGAGAGAGGUACAGGGUUUGAGCCAUGAAGAAAUUCUUCGCAAAGAGGAUUUUAGGAAGCAUGCUUCAAGCCACAACCCUGAGAAGCGCUCAGAAGCCAAAGAUGCCGGGGAGCAGAACAAGCAGAAGCAGAAGCAGGAGGAAGAGAAGCAGAAGCAGGAGAAGCAGAAGCAGAAGGAGAAAGAGGACAAACACAAAGACGAAAAGUGUCACGACAAGGAAGAGAAGAAGACCGACGCUACCAAAGAAGAGACUACUAACAAAUCCGACCUUGAGAAGUACGAAGACGCUCUCUAUGGAAAGAUUGGAGAACAGAUCAAGGAGAAAAUCGGGAAUGAUAAGAGCAAAGAUCGCCACUCUCCUAUUGAGAAGGGAGAAAAGCCCGCUUUCGUGAUCACUAAAGAGUUCAAGGUCUACAAGUGCGACGACGAAAAGGGCUGCAAGGAGGACUUUGGAUCACUAGAGGAACUGGUCAAGGACGAGGACAAGGACGCGGAGAAGGAGAAGGAGAAGAAGGGGGAGAAGAAGGGGGAGAAGAAGGAGAAGGGCGAAGAUAAUAAAGUCGAAAAGGAAGAAGAGAAGGAUUGGUAUGAAGAAGAAGGCGAUCCUCCGAUGCUCGCUGAUGGUGACGAGGCUGGGCAGUUGCAGCGUCUCCAGGAGCUCUACAUGCAAUGGCGUGGCAUGCUCGUCGAGGCUAUUCGCAAGGACCUCGACCCGAUCCUCAAGAACGAUGAGUUCCCGGAGGACACCCAGAUGGCAGCGCAGCAUAUGGAAGGGGAUGAAAAGGUACAGCGCAAGCGAUUAAGCCAUAUCUACAUGAACUAUCGCUACAUGCUUCUUGAGAAGUUCACCAAGCUGCUCGAUCCUAUCCUCCACGCCAAAAACCAAAAGACCGACUGA
Molecule: messenger RNA, 1716 nt
Organism: Fusarium mangiferae
Lineage: Eukaryota; Fungi; Ascomycota; Sordariomycetes; Hypocreales; Nectriaceae
Exons: 1
Coding region: 1-1716 (571 amino acids)
Source: RefSeq, a predicted model, not a curated record